Messenger RNA from Perca fluviatilis (European perch), 2603 nucleotides. Its product is annotated as aspartate aminotransferase, cytoplasmic-like. NCBI's taxonomy places the organism in Eukaryota, Metazoa, Chordata, Actinopteri, Perciformes, Percidae. Gene Ontology annotation, cellular component: cytosol. The coding region runs from base 72 to 1304 and encodes 410 amino acids. Gene Ontology annotation, molecular function: L-aspartate:2-oxoglutarate transaminase activity; pyridoxal phosphate binding. The record is from RefSeq and is a predicted model, not a curated record. Gene Ontology annotation, biological process: L-aspartate biosynthetic process. The transcript has 9 exons.
CCGCUCGUCUCUGGAAACAUCCUCCCCGGUCUCCUCCUUCUGCAUCGGGUUCAUCUGCGUUGCCCUGAGCCAUGUCCAUAUUCAGCGAUGUCCCGCUGGCUCCUCCGGUAGCGGUUUUCAAACUAACUGCCGACUUCAGGGAGGAUGGCAACCCGCAGAAGGUGAAUCUGGGAGUUGGAGCGUACCGUACCGAUGACUGCCAGCCCUGGGUGCUGCCGGUGGUGAAGAAGGUGGAGCGCAUGAUCGUGGAGGACGGCAGCCUGAACCACGAGUACCUGCCCAUCCUCGGGCUGCCCGAGUUCCGCUCCGCCUCGGCCAAGGUUGCCCUGGGCGACGACAGCCCCGCCAUCAAAGACAACAGGGUGGGAGGGGUCCAGGCUCUCGGGGGGACAGGUGCUCUGAGGAUCGGGGCAGAGUUCCUGCGGCGUUGGUACAAUGGCGUCAACAACACGGCCACGCCUGUCUACGUCUCAGCGCCCACCUGGGAGAACCACAACAGUGUGUUUACUGACGCUGGCUUCAAAGACAUCCGGCCAUACCACUACUGGGACGCUGCUAACAGGGGCCUGGACCUCGCCGGGCUCCUGGAUGACCUGGAGAAAGCUCCAGAACGCUCCAUCUUCCUCCUCCACGCCUGCGCACACAACCCCACCGGCACCGACCCGACCCAGGACGAGUGGAAGAAGAUCGCCGAGAUCAUGAAGAGGAGGAACUUGUUUGCGUUCUUUGACUCGGCCUACCAGGGUUUCGCCUCCGGCAAUCUGGAAAAAGAUGCCUGGGCCAUCCGCUACUUUGUCUCGGAGGGCUUUGAGCUCUUUAUAGCUCAGUCCUACUCCAAAAACUUUGGCCUUUACAAUGAGAGAGUUGGCAACCUGACCGUGGUCGCCCAGGACAGCGAGAACCUGAGCCGCACCCUGUCCCAGAUGGAGAAGAUUGUCAGGACGACUUGGUCCAACCCGCCGUCUCAGGGAGCACGCAUCGUCAGCAAGACGCUCAACUGCCCCGAGCUCUUCGCCGAGUGGAAGGGUAAUGUGAAGACCAUGGCAGACCGUGUCCUAUUGAUGAGGGAUCAGCUCAAGUCCAAGCUGCAGGAUCUGGGCACCCCAGGGACCUGGGACCACAUCACGCAGCAGAUCGGCAUGUUCAGCUUCACCGGCCUGAACCCCAAACAGGUGGAGUACAUGAUCAAAGAGAAGCACGUGUACCUGAUGGCCAGCGGCCGCAUCAACAUGUGCGGUCUGACCACCACCAACAUCGACUAUGUCGCCCAGUCCAUCCACGACGCGGUCACCAAGGUCCAGUAAAGGCUGCUUCCCUCCGCCCACUUCCUGCCUCCUGCCUCCUGCACUGUACGCCACAGGAGGUUCUCACCAUGUCUGUGCCCUUGUACCCCCUCCCCCCUGCUCAUCCUGGCCUCUGAUUGGUUGAACUGCAGCAGGGAUUUAGCAGUUGAACCAAUGGGAGGACGGAUGAUAUAUAUAUAUUUUUUUUUCUUUCUGUUCUCACAUGAAGGUAUGAAUCUAACGGAGGGGCGACGAUUUUAGUAAGACGCACAAAAGCUAGGCAUGCUUGUCAGCACAGCUCCAUACCAGAAUGGGUCAAAGUUGAGAACAUUUUUUUUCUUUUUAUUCAGGUCCCUGCAUUUUUAGCCUGUUUUUGUGCAAUUUCAAUCACAUCUGUUCACAGAAGACCACUUGAAUAUUUGCUUUCUCUGUCAGGGUGUCCCCCGCCCCCCGGAAAAGUGGUUUAGCCCGGUGGCAAAUGUCUGUUCAAUGACGAGGGCCCGGCUGGGGCCAGUCCCAGACUGAUGGCAGCAGUAACGUAGAGCCCAAUAGUUUGUGUGAUACCAAAUAAUGGACUGAAUUGUGAAUUAAGAAUUUUAAAAAGCUAUAAGACGGACUCCAUAGGGCCGUAAAAGCUAGAUGGACAUUUGAAAAUAAGACCGAGCCCCCCCCACUGUAACUGUGGUUUAAAAAAAAAAAAAACUUUUGUCAUGUUUAGCAUUUCAAGGGAUAUGUCAUGACAUAGCUAUAGAAUUGACCAAAAUGCCUGCUUGAUGUAAAUAGAUGUAACAAUCACUGUUAGAGGUCCUACUAUUUCCUGCAGAAGCACUGAAGUCCUGCUUUACUUCAGCUCUGAGCCCAUAACACAUCUGUUUUCCUUUUUGUCAACCAUCACAAUUUACUAUUUCAAUAUAUGUAUAUUUAAUGCAUAAUCAACUCAUCCCAGGACAUUUCCUAUGCUGAAGUCUGAAGAAGGUCAUUGUAAGCACAGCGGGUAUGUUCCCGGUCACUUAAAGGUAAAUGCAUGUGCCUGGUGUUUUUAGGCUUUGCCUUGUCAGACCUGUGCAGCUACGUAGAUCGUAAUGUUAGUUGGAAGUUGUGCCAUCCGUGAACAAAGUGGCCUCUCCUUCCUCUUUCUGGUGUCUUUCUCUCCACCCUGCAGUGCCCUUGUGGAGUUACAGAAAGCCUCUGUAAAGUCAGUUGUUGUGAUGACACCUGUUCGCCACAUAACCACACUCCCUUUAUGUGGUGUUGUUUGUAAUGUCACACUGCAGUAUGUGUGCUCAUAUUGAAAUAAAUUAUAAACCAUAAGAACCCAAA